GGCGGUGUGCCCAACAGAGGCUGCUCCAUAUCCAACAAUAACCACAGAAGAAGAAGAAGAAGCGGAAGCAGAGAAGAGGCGCGCGCUCAGGGAGUGAAUUUGAAUCACAGAGCAGAAGAGCAGUACGCUGUCGGUGUCACCACAAUGGCUCAAGCCGGUAAUGAAUUCCAGGACUUGGCGAAGACGGGGGAGGGAUUGGUGGACUUCAUCAACAGCAGCCAACAAGAGAACCUGAAACAAGUGAAAGAUGAACAUCAGGCUCUUUUUGACCAUCACAUCGAGACAAAAAAGACUGUUACACAGAUUUUAAAAGUUGUGGCUCAGACUGAGGAGAGUGCGGGCCAGAGGCUGCUGGACAUGGAGGAAGAGAUGAAGCGAAGGGAGAAGGAGCUGGAGAUCCUGGAGGAACAGCUGAGGCGGGGCACAGCCAAAAGCCAGAUGACUGACUCUGAAUUACAAUUUCUGCAGAGAGAGCUGGAGAGUCUGAGAAACACCGAACACGAGCUCGAAGCUCUUCAGAGCGAGGUGGAUGAAGACACGACCGAGGUCAUCCCUUCAGCAGUAUAUGUGGCUCAGGUGUACUACCUAAUAACCAGGAUCAAGUGGGAAUAUGACACCCAGCCCAACAUCUUAAAAGGAGUGCACUACGGUGCAGACCUGGCGACUCCCAUCAACAUCGACACCUCUAUGCGAUCUCGGAAUGACGUAAGCGACCAGCUGUGGGGCUUCGUCAGCACUGAGUGGUAGCUGGAGGAUGAAGUGAUGUGUACGUUAUUAUUGUUUGUCUAUAUAUUUGUUUGUUUUCUUCUGUUCUAUACAGCAUUUCUACUGUUUAAAAAAUGAAUUCUCAAACCUUUUGGUUUAGUAGUUAUUCUCUAAUUCCAGGUUUCCCAACCUGGGGGUCAUGACCCCCACUAGGGGUCGCCAAAGCUUCACGGGGGUUGUGAGGCCUUCUUGAUUUUAAGGGGUGUAAAACAACUU
This is a messenger RNA of Sebastes umbrosus (honeycomb rockfish), 981 nucleotides long. RefSeq names its product SPC24 component of NDC80 kinetochore complex (gene spc24). The coding region runs from base 145 to 747 and encodes 200 amino acids. NCBI's taxonomy places the organism in Eukaryota, Metazoa, Chordata, Actinopteri, Perciformes, Sebastidae. The transcript has 6 exons. The record is from RefSeq and is a predicted model, not a curated record.